Messenger RNA from Bradysia coprophila, 1308 nucleotides. Its product is annotated as tropomyosin Lep s 1.0101-like. The record is from RefSeq and is a predicted model, not a curated record. NCBI's taxonomy places the organism in Eukaryota, Metazoa, Arthropoda, Insecta, Diptera, Sciaridae.
GAGAGUGAUUUACUCGUCCAUUGCUCUAAUAAUACAUUAACGACGGGUCCACAAAUUUAGUCAAAUCGUUUUACUGAACGAUCGAUUGAAAAAUGUUUGGUACUUGAAUAGAAGUGGGAGUGAAGUCGAUUUAAAAUAAUUUUAUUUCUCUCGAGUGUCUUCGCCGUGCGAAUAACACAGUUGCGUUUUCAAAGAAUUUUCUUCUGAUAAAUUGUCUUGAAUUCAAUUUGUGAGUGAAAUACGACGAAAAAAAGUAAAAUUUCAUCAUGGACGCGAUUAAAAAAAAGAUGCAAGCCCUGAAACUGGAAAAGGAUAACGCUCAAGAUAAAGCCGAUACGUGUGAAAAUCAGGUGAAAGAUGCGGAUAUCAGGGCCGAAAAACUGAAGGAAGAAGUAAAAGAAUGUGAACGAAAAUUAAUUCAAGUGGAUAUCGAUUACACCAGUGCGAAAAAUGAAUUGGAAUCUUCCAACCAAGAACUGGAACUUAAGGAAAAGAAAUUAACUGCCACUGAAUCCGAAGUGGCGACAUUAACUCGUAAAGUGCAACAAAUUGAAGAAGAUUUGGAGAAAUCGGAGGAACGUUCGAUUACUACGCUACAUAAAUUGUUGGAAGCCUCUCAAAAGGCCGACGAAAAUAAUCGUAUAUGCAAAGUAAUGGAAGCUCGUUUACAACUGGAUGAAGAGCGUAUGGAACAAUUGACAACUCAAUUGAAGGACGCUCGUGCUCUUGCUGAAGAUUCUGAUACCAAAACUGAAGAAGCAUCACGAAAAUCUUCUUUUGUUGAAGAUGAAUUGGAAGCGGCUGAAGAACGUGCCAAAUCUGGAUAUGCUAAAGUCCAAGAAUUGGAUGAAGAGUUACAGGCGGUUCAAAACUCAUUGAAAUCAUUGGAAAAUUCAGAGCAAAAAGCUAAUCAUCGAGUGGAGGAAUUCAAAUUGGAAAUGACAACGCUGACGGAUCGUUUGAAGGCAGCUGAAACUCGGGCUGAGAAUGCUGAAAAAAUUGUAAAGAGACUUCAAAAGGAAGUCGACAGACUAGAAGAUCGUUUGUUCUACGAGAAGGAAAAGUACAAGUCCGUUUGCGACGAUUUGGAUUCAACGUAUGCCGAACUCACUGGAUUUUAAGUGGCGAAUAUGUCGUGCCACAAAAAUGUUCGUUCACACAUUUAUUCUGACAUCAAAUUACGAUCGCUGUUUCACUCGUUCAACUUCAUUCACAAUGGAAUUUCGGUUGAGGUGUAAUAUUUUCUUUUAAUGUUUCUUCAUUGGUUUUUUCUUCUUUUUUUCAAUUAAAAAAUUUCUUUCUCUUUUU